AUGCCUACGGCCACAGAUGGCCCGACAGUUUCCCUGUCGUUUGCCAAUAACUUUUGGGGCAAAGAUGACGCUGGUGUAGGGCCAUUGCUUGAUCGCAUGGCCUCUGCGAAGCAGACCAGCGAUGAGCUUAGAUCUUUCUAUAGUGCCCGGGCCUCUAUCGAAGAUGAAUACGCACGCAAGCUUAUGUCGUUAAGCAAAAAAUCGUUGGGUACCCACGAAAUGGGAAGCCUGAAAUUUUCACUUGAUACUAUGCGAGGAGAAGUCGAAUCCAUGGCGAAGCAACAUUCUAGCAUUGCUGCUCAGAUGAAGACCGAGUUAGAGGAACCGCUGGCCGCCUUUGCUGGAGGAAUGAAAGAGAGACGCAAGAUCGUCCAAAAUACGGUAGAGAAACUUCUCAAGAUCAAGAUACAACAAACGAACAUGGUGAAUAAGACCCGUGAUCGAUAUGAGCAGGAUUGUUUGAAAAUCAAGGGCUACCUUGCUCAGGGACAUAUGGUUAUGGGUCAAGAAGAAAGGAAAAAUAAGGCCAGGCUAGAGAAGACACAGAUCAGCCUUGCUACAACCAACACCGAAUAUGAGAACGCAGUUAAAGUUCUCGAGGAGACGACUGCAAGGUGGAAUAGGGAGUGGAAAGCGGCCGCCGACAAAUUCCAGGACUUAGAGGAGGAGAGAUUAGACUUCACCAAGAGCAGUCUAUGGACUUUCGCCAACAUUGCCUCCACGGUCUGUGUUAGCGAUGAUGCUUCGUGCGAGAAGAUUCGUUUGUCUCUAGAAAAGAUGGAUGUAGAAAAGGAUAUCAUGCACUUCAUCACCGAGAGGGGUACCGGCCAAGAAAUCCCAGAUCCACCCAAGUAUAUCAACUUCUGCCGUGGGGACGUGGAAGACACUCAUUCAGAAAUCUCCGACGAUGAGAACUAUUCUGUAGCGCAAUUUCCGCGGAGUAUCAAUCCUGCGUUUCGCACGUCUUCCCCCCAGCCAUCUACCUUCGAGUCGCAUCAUGAUCCCAACUCCGCUCUUGCUCGAGAUCUGGCACAUCAUGAACCUCCUCCUCCCUCCAGCAGAGAUUUAAUCAUGCCUCCGCCAAAGCCCCAGACCUAUGCCAUAGCUCAGCAAGAUAGGCGGCGAGGAAGUGUCAUACAACCGCAGCAAUAUCCUCAAAGCAUCAACCCUGGCUUCCGUGCCCCUUCACCUCAGCCAUCCACAUACGAAUCCCACCAUGAUCCCAACUCGGCACUCGCCCGAGAUCUCCAACGCCGAGACCCCAAUCCCCCUAUUACGCGGGAUAUACAGCGGAAUGAACCUCCUCCUUCAUUUCCUCGAGACACGCAGCGUCGUGAGCCCGACCUUUCCCUUACCAGAGAGAUUCAACGCCACGACCCUGUCCCUUCAUAUACUCGGGAAGUGCAGCGUCGUGAACCUGAUCUCUCCAUGACGAGAGAAAUUCAACGUCGUGACCCCAAUCCUCCCAUUCCCCGAGAAAUACCCCGAGAGAUGCCGCGAGAGAUGCCUCGAGAAAUACCACGCGAAAUACCUCGGGAAAUACCUCGGGAAAUGCCUCGGGAAAUGCCUCGGGAAAUGCCUCGAGAAAUUCCUCGCGAAAUUCCUCGCGAAAUUCCCCAAGAAGUAUCUCGAGAAACGCCCCGGGAAGUACAGCGUCACGAACCUGAUCUUUCUCUUACAAGAGAGAUUCAACGCCGCGACCCUAAUCCUCCUGCUCCUCGAGAUGUACAGCGUAACGAUCCUAGUCCCUCGUUUCUUCGUGAUCUACAACGCCAUGAAACAAAUCCCUCUUUUACUAGAGACCUUCAACGUCACGAUACUAAUCCUCCUACUCCGCGAGAUCCACCACGCAAUGAGCCGCCACCAACUUCCAGUAGGGAGCCGGUUAUACCACCACAGAACACCUCAGUGGCUAUCAUGGCUCCACAAGAUCGUCGGAAAGGAAGCAAUGGAGUACAAUCAUAUGAUACUUCCAAAUUUGCACCGGUACCCCAUGAUCCGUAUCCUAUGGAUGCACGGCCAUCAAGCGGUGAUGAUAAUAGCGAAUAUUCGAAUCUAACAUCUCUUUCUAGUCAAGAGCCACAAAGCGGCAAAGUGUCACCAGUGAAACAAGAGCCCGUGGUGGUGGCACAACCAGAAAAGCAAAUGCAAAAGAAGAAGAGUGGAUUCUUUCAGAAUCACAGCCCGUUCCGUAGAAAGAGCAUCAAGGACGUGAAGGCGUCGAACAGAAAUACUUGGGGGCCUGUGGCUUCUCAGAGCGCGAUGAGUACUCACGGUACGGUCAGCUCUCGGCGCAAUCAAGCUUUUAAACCACCAGAACCUCAGAACCCUAUUGCAGAUAGAGUCGAGAAAACAGCGAGUCCCGACCCUAUUGAGGCGAAUGCAAGCCUAGCCCUGAAUAUUGGGCAAAACGUAUUCCCUGUAGCCAAUACCGAUAAGAGAAAACAGACCAACGAUGAUAAUACCCCUCCACAAGAGGAACAAGACCCGAUCGCUCAAGCCCUGGCGGAGCUGAAGGGUGUUGCUAGUAACAAGCAAGCUGCUGGGCGAAUCUCAGCCGAUCACUAUCAUGGCAUCGCUACGCCUGUACCCGACAGAUCUCAAGCGCCGUCCCGUUCCGUACCCGUAUCCAGGGAAAGCAGCGAUAUGGCCGCUGGUAUGAGAGGUACCCCACCGCCGUCGUACGAUAUGCAGAUACAAAGACUUGGAGUCCCGCCCCCAGCUGUUACAUCUAAAGCAAUGCAGGAGGCGUCGCGGAAAUACGUGGAGCAGACCAGGGAUAUGUUCAGCGCGAAGCGUCCUGGGUCUGGAGCAUACAGCGGGACGCAAUCUUUCAGUGGUACUCCUUCUCGGCCUACUACGAGAGGCAGCGAAAUGCCUCGUGCAGCAUCACCGGCGCCUCCACGAAGCGCUUCUCCUCAACCUAGGAUGCACCCUGAAACGCGUCAGCCAGAGACACGCCAAAGCCAACGGUCCGCGUCGCCAAACCCGUACAGUAGUAGCCAAUAUCGUAACUCGCCACAGGCAGCUUCACCUAGUACGUAUGGUGGUGCCCAGCAGCAGAAUUCACCACAGGCGGCAUCCCCGAUCUCAUAUAGCGCAACUCAGCGACGGGGAAAUUCACCACAACCAGCACCGUCGGUUUCUUAUAGUUCAACCCAAAGACAGGGAAAUUCCCCACAACCAUCAUCAAUUUCAUACAGUUCAACCCAACGGCGAGGCAACUCGCCGCAACCGGCGUCACCCAUUUCAUAUAGUGCAACUCAAAGGCGAGGAAAUUCCCCACAGCCGGCGUCGCCAAUGUCGUAUAGUGCGACCCAGCGACGAGGAAACUCACCUCAACCAGCAUCACCAAUCUCGUAUGGUGGUUCUCAGCAACGAAACUCACCACAGCCUAGUAUGUCAGUGAAACGCGGGUCAGAACAAGGAUACUUUGGGCACCAGUCGCCGAGCAAUUCCAUGAGGGCGAAGUCUCCAUCCAUCUACAAUGGCGAUUACAACCGCCCAACUAGUAGAGCUGAAGAGAUGGCUAUGCAACUUGCUCCAGUUGGAGAUGGGUCCGUGUACGGAUCAAUGCGUGGAAGAGGCAAUGGUAGGCCUGGUACAAGUUCGAGCUCACGGGCCAUGACUUUCUAUGACGGACGAGACCCGGUAGUAGAGAAUUCGAGACAGCGAAGCCAGAGCGUAGCAGAUCCGAGCCGGCAGUACACACCAGAGGGCCGGGCCAUUUUACAUUACGCUCGAGCGUUGUAUAUGUACCAAGCAGCAAUCCCCGAGGAGCUUGGAUUCGCUAAGGGAGAUACUCUAGCCGUUCUCCGGCACCAGGAUGACGGAUGGUGGGAAGCUGAAAUUCAUUCAGGACAAGGUGUUGGUAGAGGUGGAUUGGAAUACGUAAAGGGCUCUUAUCGAGCUGCAACAUCUCCAGUUGCCAAGAGGACAUAUCUCAGUGCUGCAUUGUUCUUUUCUGCAUCCUUGGCGCUUUUAUUUAUUGCUGCUUUAGCCUAUCCCGUCUUCUACUAUAACUACGUGCCUAAAAAGGUUAUAUCUCUCCCUAUACAUCUACAAUAUGACUCCGGCCUUAACCCAUAUGGCGUCACAUCAGUCUCAUCGAACCUCAUGCUCGAGCAGGCCUAUGAUAUAUCAGUAGAAUUAACAUUACCACGAUCGCCUACGAAUCUUGACAGGGGAAAUUUCAUGGUCACUCUCUUCGGGAUGAAGACUCAGCCAGGAAACCCAGCGUUCGCUUACUAUUUCUCAGGGGAGGACCCCUUCUCGCAUGUGAAGGAAGAUACUGUAGUCUUCACGAGCCGCCGGCCCUCCCUAAUCCCGUAUACAGACCCCUUCGUGAAAACCGUGUCGCGUGUCCUCUUUUUACCAUACCAUAUUCUAUAUCCUAGCGCAUCAGAGACAACAACACUGAGAGUCCCGAUGGGCGAGCUCGUCGAGUUCAACGAAAUCCUCCCGAUAAGCCUACUAGUGGAAAUCCAAGCCGGUCAAACACUCCAGGUGUACUCAGCUACUAUCACGCUUGUCGCCCGUCUGACAGGAAUCCGCUGGGCCAUGUAUAAUCACCGCAUCAUCUCGUUUGUGGUCUGCACAACCGUUUUCUGGAUAGCCGAGAUGCUAUCGACGGGGCUAGCGUGGCUUAUCUUGAGCUCCUUCAUCUCUAACGAGAAACCUAGAGGCCCGGAAGAUAAACUAAACCCCAGGCCUGGAGGUGAUCGUUGGAUGGGGCCACCCCCCGCUCCUACGGCAUUUUUACACGACGGAGCGGGAGACUCUCAUAGCGAGGGAGAGGAAAUUGUUAAGAAAGAAGAAGAAGACGAUGAUGAUGAUGUGGAUAUUAAGGAGGAAACGCCAGAACGAGAAACAUUAGCAGAUCAACCAGCUGACGAUGAGGAAGAUGGAGAAGAUGUUUGGAAGGGGAAGGAUGCUGGUACUAGUUCUAGUUAUGAGAAAGGGGGUAGUAUACGCAGACGAUCAUCGCGAGGGGCAACGAUGCCCUGCUUCAAGGGCAUCGCCGUGAGCAUUCAUGCGAAUUCUGCCCCGCUCCCAGAAUAUGGCAUGCAAAAGCAGUCUCGUCUAUCUCGCAUCAGCACAUACAUACCUGUUCCUCAACCUCAGCUAAACCCGGAUACCUCUAAACAUGAGGCAGCCAAGUUCGCCAUUUCGAUAACGCUCUUAACACCCGGUCAUCCCAUCCCCUAUACCGCUCCGAAACCGACUGCAACCAAUCCCUACCCGAAGCCUCUCUACGCGGGACCUUUGAUGUCUACAAGCUCUGAUCCUUCCAAGCAUGCCAACACGGUCACGCCAUAUAUUCCCAUGACCAACUCGGAGAACGAGACCAUUGCUGCGUAUAUCUACUUCGACGGACGAGCUAAGGAGGAAGUCGCCACUUUACUGCGACCGGGAGAAGAAACUUGGGUAAACAGCCGUUGGGUUCAAGUUCCCGAGAGCGAAGGUGGUGGCCUUGCCGAACGUGAAUUUUUAUUCCGAGAGGUUGGCUUAGAACGCUGGCUUAAUGGUCUGGAUCUUAAGGGCCACGAUGCCGCAGAGAAGGUCGAGAAACGGAGACAGAAGUUUGAGCGACGUCAUCGCCGCCAUAGGUCCACCCCUCACGGCGGUGACGCAGAAACGGGGAAGGCCCCUCGUCCCCGCGAUACCCUAGCAUAUGGGGGGGAGGACCAGUCACCACUAGCAACCCCCGAUGAUUCGGACGACUCUUCUAUGUCUGACGACGACGAACCUCCCGAGGCUACUGGCCAGAUCAAAGUGGCUAUGUUUCGUGUUAUUGCUUCUGGGGAGAUUAAGAAGGGAGAAUAUUCACCACAAUUUGAUGCCCAUGAUGAUGAUGACGAGAGCGAUGGUGGAGCAAAAGGGGGUAAUAAUGGAGCGAUCGAUGCCGAUGUUGAGCAUACCACUAGUUUUGCUAAGCCAAAGACGCUCGAUCCUAAGACAAUUAGUACUCAGACCGUGACUGGCAUAGAUGGUCCGGAUAAGCCCUAUGCAGUAUUUACAUUCUUCUACCGUGGCCAACGUCAACUCAGCAAGAUGGGAUUAUACCCUAGUUCGAAAGCCGAUCAGAAGGCGCCGGCUACAAAGCGGCGGUCUACCCAACUUGACUUUUCAGGGCUUGGUCCUCUCAAAACUACUGGUACAGUAGGCUUUUCGGCUUUCAGAGACCAGGAGGCCGAAGCCGCAAAGAGGAGAAAGGCUCGCAGAAAGAGUAACGGUGCCAACGGUAACCUCAUGGACGAAGAUAGCGAUGACGAUGAUGAUAAUGAUAACGACCCCCUGGCUAAGAUGGCAGAGUCUGACGAUAAGGACGUCAAGACUCACCUAGCGCCGGAAGAUGCCAGGGUUACUGGGGAGCUACAAGCUGGUAUUGACCGCAUCCGCCUUAAGCGACAGCACUCCACAGAGCCAGACGCUGCAGGUGCGUCAGGUUCUCAAAAGUCACCUAGCGCAGGUCCUACCGGCGGAGAAUCGACGCCUACAGAUUCUACGUCAAGCAAUCAACCUAUGCCCAAUUCCGUUGCAAAUCUUCUUGCGAAUGCUUUCAAUGGCGAAACGACUGUGGGAAGCCCUCUAAAGAAGCAACGUGCAGAUGACGAGACACAGGAUCGCUCUAUCAAUUUCCCGGCAGCUUUAGGUGAUGUGCUAGGCAGGGCCACUGCGGAUCAGGAGAAGAAGAUAAAAGAAGAACAGGUUAAAGUUCAACUCCAGUUCGGCGAAGAUGAAGAGCUUUGA
Molecule: messenger RNA, 6753 nt
Organism: Daldinia childiae
Lineage: Eukaryota; Fungi; Ascomycota; Sordariomycetes; Xylariales; Hypoxylaceae
Product: Septation protein imp2
Exons: 11
Coding region: 1-6753 (2250 amino acids)
Biological process (GO): cytoskeleton organization; lipid storage
Cellular component (GO): plasma membrane; cytoplasm; mitotic actomyosin contractile ring, proximal layer
Molecular function (GO): protein binding; phospholipid binding
Source: RefSeq, a predicted model, not a curated record